UUUUGUGUCAUUUCAUAAAUUACGGUCGUAACGUCAAGAAUCUGAAGAAGACAUAGCACAGGUGUCUUUUUUUGAAAUCGAACGCGUUCGUGGUGAAUUCAAAGCAAACAGAGUAUAAAUACGAAAACGAAAGUGUUGUGUUUUUUCACAAAUUAAAUUAACAAAUAAAUAAAAAAAAUAACAAAAUGAAAGCCUUUGUAGUGGCCGGUAUCUGCUUGUUCAGUGUUUUAAGUGUCGGUUUGGCCCAGUUCUCAAACGGACGCGUCUUGGAUCCACCCAAUCCCCAGUUGUGUGCCCAACGUGUUAUUCAUGAAAAGACACCCGAUGGCAAAGGUUAUUUCUUCUCGUGGCGUGACCCAGCUUUGAAGGGUGUCGAAGAAGAUUGGUUGAGUGCCAGAAACUACUGCCGCAGACGUUGCAUGGACUCUGUAUCCUUGGAAACUAGCUUGGAAAAUGAAUGGAUCAAACAACGUGUUGUCAAUGAAAAUGUGAAAUACAUCUGGACCUCUGGCCGUCUCUGUGACUUCAAGGGCUGUGAACGUCCCGACUUGCAACCCACCAACAUCAACGGCUGGUUCUGGACUGCUACUUUGCAAAAAUUGGCCCCAACCAGCGAACGCAGCCAAGGUGAUUGGUCUCCCAGCGGUGGUAUUGGCUUGCCCCAACCCGAUAACCGUGAAUACAAACAAAACGGUGCUCCCGAAAACUGUUUGGCUCUCUUGAAUCAAUUCUACAACGAUGGUGUUAACUGGCACGACGUCGCUUGCCAUCACAAGAAACCAUUCGUUUGCGAAGAAAACGAUGCCUUGUUGAAGUAUGUCCGUUAUACCAACCCUCAGUUGCGCAUUUAAGGAAAUUAUGAAGGAG
Molecule: messenger RNA, 867 nt
Organism: Musca domestica (house fly)
Lineage: Eukaryota; Metazoa; Arthropoda; Insecta; Diptera; Muscidae
Product: Lectin C-type protein
Exons: 3
Coding region: 186-851 (221 amino acids)
Source: RefSeq, a predicted model, not a curated record